Messenger RNA from Rhineura floridana, 3006 nucleotides. RefSeq names its product receptor activity modifying protein 3 (gene RAMP3). The record is from RefSeq and is a predicted model, not a curated record. Lineage: Eukaryota; Metazoa; Chordata; Lepidosauria; Squamata; Rhineuridae. Gene Ontology annotation, molecular function: coreceptor activity. The coding region runs from base 860 to 1327 and encodes 155 amino acids. The transcript has 4 exons. Gene Ontology annotation, biological process: receptor internalization; calcium ion transport; protein localization to plasma membrane. Gene Ontology annotation, cellular component: signaling receptor complex; cell surface; membrane.
CAGAGUACUGAAAAGGCACUCGUGAUCAGUCACGAUAUUGUCAGAAGCUUUCCGCCCUCGUCCUUUGGUGAGCUAUCUUGACAAAAGUUUCUCACACCAAAGGUGACAAAGUUAUGAGAGAGCUGUCUUCUGAGGAAUCCAGCUGUACUCCAAGAGCGACAAGGCUAACGCUGUUUUUCAAAAAAAUCUUUGAAGGAAGACUUGCUUCAAAUCGUCAAUGAAUUGCGCAGUGGGUAAGAUGUAAGAGUUAGUAAGAUGAGCGGAAAGAACCAAGGGCGGAACAGGAGGAAAGCACACACGUUUGGUUCGGCGCAACACGCCCGCCCGCCCGCCCGCCCGCCCAGCUGUAAAGGGCAGAGGUGCUGAGCUGUCCUUUCUCCUCCUGCGGGCUUUUUACAGCUGUAUAUAUCCGCAUCCUGUGAGUGGACCAUCUUCUCAUGGCUGCGUCGUGUGGGCAGCUUCCAGCUGCAUUUUCUUUCCCCUGGAGGAUCCUGGAAUAGCUGCAACAUCCUCAUCCUUCUUCUCAAGGCGAAGCAAGCUGGGGGUGGGGGAAGGAGAAAUAAGAGAGGAAAUGGCAUUCCGAGCUGAUUGUUGGCAGCGGCGGCUGACAUCUUCGCGCAGGGAGGAGCAGAAGGGUGGGAUUUUGUGCAACCAAGCCCCCUCACCUCCCUGCCAACACCAAGUUCCUGCUCAGGACUUGAUGCUGUCGAAUGAAGAACAGGUUCCCUGUUAGAAAACGUGUUUGGUGAAAGAUUUGGGGGAUAUCUGAGGCUGUUUCAGCGCUGCCUUUUUCGUCCCCCAUGCGUGCUGCUUCUUUCCAAAAUUCCGGGCUGCACUUAGUGUUACUGGAAGAUUCAGGAUGGAGAUUCACGCUUUCUGGUUGAUACAACUUUUCCUCUUUGUGUUGUGGGUUAAUGGUCUGCUGACAAUUGGAUUAGCAGGUGCACAACAAGGGAUUGUCUGCAAUGAAUCCCUCAUGUUACAAAACUUGCCAUUGUGUGGAAAAUCCUUUGAAGAGAUGAUGCACAAAGUGGACUCUAGAAAAUGGUGCAAUCUAACAGAAUUUAUCCUGUAUUACAACAACUUUACCCUGUGUACAGAACGCAAGGCUGCAACAGCAAAGUGCUUUUGGCCUAACCCCCUUGCUGAGGGCUUCAUCACUGGAAUCCAUAGACAAUUCUUUUCAAACUGUACUUCAGAAAAAGUGCAUUGGGAAGAUCCACCGGAUAAAAUUCUGAUUACCCUGAUUUUUGUACCAGUUCUCCUGACAAUUGCCAUGAUCGGGCUCGUGGUAUGGUGUAGUAAGAGAAGUGAUAUUUUAGUGUAACUCAGCCUUCAUCACCAUUCUUUAUUCUUUUUAUUUUACUUUUUUUCUGAAUGACUGAAAAAAAUCAUAUAUUUUAUACAUACAGAAUUCUAAGCUGUGUCAAGCAAUAAGGGAAAUAGUUCUGUAGCCACACAAGCCUACUACCUAUAGCCAUUACUUCUCUAAUAUUACAGAAAGUAUUUUGAAAAGGAAACCAUGGCUGAUUGUCAUAUUUCUGUAAUGAAAGCCAUAUGGAGAGAAGUGAAAAUAUUAUCUGAACCUCCUAUCUAUCAUGGUAAAAAAAAUUAAGAGGUAAUCUUAGCUGUUGGAAGGGUUUUUUUUUUAGUUAUACACACACAUAUAUUUACUCUAUGGGUUGUUUGGGAAUUAAAAGUAAGCAUUAAAGGACUUUAAGUAUGAAAUUUUACAGGCCUUUCUGACCAAAGAGAUAUAACAUGAGUGUUGAUGAAGAACCUGAUUUCCUCACUCUUCUAUAUGCAAAAUGAAUAACCACAUGCAAAGGAAGGCUAGAAACACUAUGAGCAGCAAAUGGUCAGUGAAUCAAUUCACAACAUUGCAUUAGGUCUUCUUCAUGUAAGGAAAUAUCGAAAAUGGUAUCAUGGAGCUGGAAGCAUACAGAAUGAUCUUCAGGAAAGAUGCAGGUUUUUUGUUUUACAAAGGUGGGAAAAAAACCAAGAGGAAGUUGGUUGACUGUGAAUUUGUUAAAGUGGCAAAGGAAUUAUCUGCCCCUCUCUUUCUCUCUUUUAAUUACCACUGUUAUUGUUAAUUUUAAGACCAUUUCCCCACUGUAUGUUCCAAAGCUUUCUUGUAAUAUACUUUAUUUAAAUCUAAUAAGAAGAAAAUUCUGCCACUAUGUUAGAACAUGUGCCUUUCAGAGUUUGUGAACUGGAAGAUACUUUACUGGUCACUUUUUGGAAAUGAACUUCCCAUACAGAUUUGCACAUAUAAGAUGGGAUAGUAACUUCCAUCAACAAACAUACUAUGUGGGAGACUGUAUGUCCAUAUGACAUGAUAAAAAUAUAUGUAACAACUUUGAGUCUCACAGUAAAAAUUAUAUUUGCCACAUUCAAAGUGUCCUGCAAGCUAAAUAUUUCAUUCUAACUGCUAAGAUUUUUCAGUCAUAAAUGUUUUUGUUUCCAUACUUUGCACUAGAGAUGUGCAGGGAUGUGGUAGAUUUCUACCCAAUUCGGAUUUGAUACUGAAUUUUCCAUUAAUUCACUUAUUCUCUAUUGUUGCAGAUUGGAUUUUUAUGUAGCAAUUUUCCAUUACUAUUUAUGAAUAGUUUUUUUAAAAAAAACUGCCUCUAAAAUAUUAAAUCUGUGAUAUUGAUAUUAAGAAUGAUAAUUUUAUUGAUAUAUCCUUUCAUUUAUCAAUAUUUACUUUAAAACCAUCAAUAUUAAUAUCACUUUUUUGUGUGUGAGAGGAAAAAAAGGAUUGGUAAAAGCAGUAGCUAGUGGACAAAGAACAAACUCAAAUUAAUACCAGCCUUUUAGGUCAGCUGAAUGCUUUUGAACUGGCACCAGCCAAUGGAUCCCAUCCCUACCUUGCACAAAUAAAUAAAUGCUUACUAUUUGUCUGUUGUGCAUGCAGAAGUUUCAUUGUUAUUUAAAGUUUCAAUUUGGUAUUCAUGAUAUAUUUGGGUAAAGUACAUGAACUAUGUGUCUCGAUCUAUGUUAACA